Molecule: messenger RNA, 1278 nt
Organism: Dracunculus medinensis (Guinea worm)
Lineage: Eukaryota; Metazoa; Nematoda; Chromadorea; Rhabditida; Dracunculidae
Source: the annotation of a GenBank genome assembly
AUGGAUUCACUGGAGGAAGAAAACCCUUCAGAUAUCAAAUAUGAAUUUAAAAAAAUCAGUGAUAUGCUACAGUGGAAUAAUUUUCGAUUCACACGAAUUGAGGGCUUUUGCGCUCCACUUUUAAUUCCGAAUCAAAUCUUGCCAGAAAAAACUAAGGAUUUAUUCCUACAGAAACAGUUAAUGAAGUUGAUGCGUUUACGAGCAAAUCAGAGGCAGAGCACGUUAUACAAUGUUCAAGAAGGAAGUGGUCAUGGUGGUGACAUCGAUUAUAUUUAUAUUAUAGAUGAUGAUUUCCCAAAUGGAGAUGAAAAUGAAAAAUUGAAGCGAGAAGGUUUACGAACCGGCUUGAUACAUGCUAUGAGCAAUGACAUCGCUGAACUGAUCGAUCUUUUGAAUAUAUCAAUGCAAUUCCAGCAGUUCCUCAGUUAUAAUCUUAUACAAAAUGAAAAAUCAGAGCAAAUGAAAUCAGAACUCAAAAACUGUUCGAAGAUUCUUGGUCUUGAAAUUUAUUCACAAAAAGCUGAAAAUGAAUUGUUGAAUAUUGCUCAGAGUGAUAUUGUGAUGAAUAACCAGCAUAUAUUAUUCCUAGACGAUGAGCAAAAAGACAUGAUUACUCGAAUUACAAUCAACGAAGAAGCUUUAGAUCGACUUCAGAAACAAUUACCAAAAGAUUGUGCAGAAUCAUUUGGGAAGUACCAGGAGGAAAGGACUCUCAUUAAGCCAUCUUCAGUAUUUCCUUCAUUAUUUUGCCAAUGUGAUCAAGAAUGGACAAUAAUUCAACAACGCCCAUAUGGUAACGCGAUUUUUAACCGUACUUUUGAAGAAUACCGGUGGUUUUUUGGGAAGAUUUCUGGAGAUCAUUGGAUCGGAAAUGAAUAUUUACAUGCCUUAACAAAAUCGUCAGCUCAAAUGGUACGGUUCGAAGCGUGGGAUCUAUUUGGUGACUACAGAGUGGCUUAUUACGAUAAUUUCUCAGUGGCUAAUCUAUCUCAUGCUUAUAGGCUAAAUAUUGAUGGCUAUAAGCAGCAAAUAAGCAAUUUGUCCAAUUCGAUGGAAUUUCACAAUGGCCGAAGCUUUAGCACACCAGACAGAGAUGAAGAUACAAGUAGUAAACAUUGUGCUCGAUAUUAUUCAGCAGGAUGGUGGUUUUCAAAUUGUAUGAAAGUUAAUUUUAAUGGUAAUCAUGAAUUGGGUAUCGUUUGGUUCGAUACCGAUAGAGGAGAUUGGAUUCAUUUGAAGCGUACAAGAAUCUCGAUUAAACCAUCACAAAUUGAAUGA